Molecule: messenger RNA, 1038 nt
Organism: Cuscuta epithymum
Lineage: Eukaryota; Viridiplantae; Streptophyta; Magnoliopsida; Solanales; Convolvulaceae
Source: the annotation of a GenBank genome assembly
AUUUAAGGUAGAGUAUGAUUCAGGUUUUCCUACAUUCGCCUCUGCCUGAAACAAAUAUUGUCUAAUUCUUUCUGUCUAAGAAAACCCAGGUUUUUCCGGCAAAGCAUGGCAACCGGAACGACGGCGGAUCUGAAGAGAGUCACAAUUCUGGUAUCCGGCCUAGACCCGGACGCCACCGAAUCAUCUUCCGACGAAACAGAUCAUGAAACGCAAACCAAUCGGCCCAAAAGCUCUGUUUUCGAAGGGUUUAUCCGCCGGACGGCCGCGCCGGAGAAUCCCUCGCCGUCACCUGUUAAACAAGCGCCAUUGACCGAGUCCAUGACGAGCCUUGUUUCGGAUCCGGGUACGGGUCAAUUGUCAAGAAAAUCGUGCCCUGGCGUCUGCAAGAGGAAGAAUGGGAAGUGGUGCGCGAGGAUUAAGAAUCCGUUUAACCGGCGGCGGAUAUGGCUGGGCACAUUCAAUUCCGAGGAGGCGGCCGCCGCCGCUUUCGCCUCCAAGAACAUGAAAUUCGAGUCAGCCAAAAAACGAAAGGAAGAGCAGAAGAAGAAGAGGAAGAUUCUGCCUUUGAAUAUCGAUGAUAAUGUCUCUCCGGGCACAUUCGGAACGGCAGAAGAAGCGUCCGAGGUAUCUCAGAAUCAGGAAUCUGUUGAUGUUCAGAUGAGCUCAGAUUCUUUGUCAAGUAAUUGGGACAUAAUUGGAGAAGAAGGGGAUGCAGAUAUGUGGAUGGGGAAGUGGGUCCCAAUGCCUGAUGGGAGAGAAGUCAUUUAUUCUGUGAAAUAUGGAGUCCCCAUAAUUGAUAACUAUGGGUAUCUGCUUGGUGAAUUUAGGAAAUUGGAUGAUGAUCUUUGGAUCUGCAACCCUGAAGAAGAGGAUGCUGCUAGUUGCUAUGUUUAGUCCUUUCCUUUUUGCUAUAUCUCUUGGGCAUGAAACGCCUUGUAAAAAUAGCAAAAUUCUUUGUCAAUAUAUUUGAUAUUUUUUAGGGAGUAUUUACAAAUUUUAAAAUAUUGUUUUUCAACUUCUGACUUAAAAAAUCUGAAA